AUGCAAAGUCUGAAGCGUGUUCAACGAGAGGUCAGAGAGUUGGCCGCGAGUAAAGAUGUAAGUAUUUUAAUUUUUUCCUUGGUUUUUAGGUUGAUUGCAUCGAGUUCUUGCUGCUAGCAGCUGCUACGACCUUUUUGUAAUCCAAAUUCCUGCGUUUCCCUCACUUUAUGCGCAAAAAAACUAAUUUUAACCUUGUUUUAGUUGGCUCAAGGUGGUCUGACUGUGGAAGUCGUUGACGGAAAUCUCUCACAUCUUCAUGGAUAUCUCCGAGGUCCGGCGGACUCCCCAUAUGAUGGGGCAUGUCUACAGCUGGACAUAGAGAUCCCUGAAAAUUACCCUUUCUCCCCUCCCGUGUGCAAGUUUAUCACUCGAAUUUGGCAUCCGAAUAUUAGCUCCCAAACCGGCGUCAUCUGUCUAGAUGUCCUCAAGGAGAACUGGGCAGCAACUAUGACAAUAAGGACGGUUCUUCUCAGCAUUCAGGCAUUGUUGACGGUUCCUGAACCCAAGGAUCCUCAAGACGCAGUAGUGGCAUCACAAUACAUGAAGAAUCCUGCUCUUUUCAAUCGGACAGCUCGAUUUUGGGCUCAACAUUUUGCUGAAGGACCUGGUGAGAAAGAGAAGGAGCUGCAGUUGAAAGUUUCCAAACUUUGUGAGAUGGGCGUGGACAGGGUGAGUUGUGUUGUACUUGAUGGGACUAGUAUAAUAUCGGAGUUAAAUUUUGAUGGGUUUUAGUGAUUUUUUGACAAGAUCUGGUAGGAAAUAGCUUUAUAGUUGAAUUUCCUGAGAUUUUAAUCGGAGUUAAGUUGAACUUACGUCACAAUCUAGGUUCUGUUACAAGAUUUCUGAUUAAAACUCAUGUGGAAUAUAAAAUUAGAUCUUCUUGAUGUUUAUCUCUUUUUAUAUUGUUUAUUUUCAGGACACAGUGAUUUCGCAGCUGAGCUACGUGGACUGGGACCUUGACCGAGCCAUCGCGAACAUUUUUUAG
Bursaphelenchus xylophilus (pine wood nematode) is the source of this 985-nucleotide messenger RNA. NCBI's taxonomy places the organism in Eukaryota, Metazoa, Nematoda, Chromadorea, Rhabditida, Aphelenchoididae. The record is from the annotation of a GenBank genome assembly.